Molecule: messenger RNA, 1822 nt
Organism: Globicephala melas (long-finned pilot whale)
Lineage: Eukaryota; Metazoa; Chordata; Mammalia; Artiodactyla; Delphinidae
Source: RefSeq, a predicted model, not a curated record
CAUCAGGGACACGUGAGGAGUGAACAACACACGGAUGAAAGAGCUUUUCCAUCAUUCCAGAGAGGGAGAGCUUCCGCCUGCAGGGGAGUUUCCGAGGACCCCUCUCGCCGUGAAUCGGCCUUGCCCCUCCCUCCUUUGACACCUGGCCAGCCUCCCUUCAAGGGUACCUGUGCUUUUUGAGAGCAGAACAGAGAAGCUGACCAAACUGUUCCAAGACCUGGAUCCCAUCUGGGAAUGUCCUCAGUGGGACAUCGGACAUGGAAAUGGAUAGAGACUUUUUUUUGUCGAGUUUCCAGCCAACGAAGGAUAAGCUGUCCUUUCAGAAUACGGUGCCGAAACUUUGAAAUAUGCAGAUUGCUGAGCUGAACCGUAAAUGCAAUCACUUAGCCCCGGCACACUCCCGAGGCGGGGAUCCCCGCCUGCAUGAAUUAUUCCUAGAAGCGCUGCCCCGCUGGAUCUGCAGACAGAAGUCUGCGGAUAGAGCCAGCCCGGGUGAGGUCCGCUCCUCCCAAGGGAACUACGUGCGGGGUGUUUAUCUCAGGGUGAAGCACCCCUGCCUCUCGUCCCCUGAAAAUGCCGAGGCCCAGGUCUGCACAGCGCUAACCUCUGUGACCGGAAGUGGCCUCGGUCGUCCUGACUCACCAGUGGUCAGUUGGGGUCAGAGCCAGACCAGCAGGCAGAGGAUCACAGGCAAAGAAGAGGAAAAAAAGCAAAACCGACGCGCUCUUAAUCUUCUCAGGGUGGGGAAACCUCGGACGCCUCCCCAGAUUCGGCUUCUCAGCUGUGGCAUCUGCCUACCGCCGAAGCAGGCACGGGGAAGACGGCUGCACGAGGAGACACUUGCUCCCUCUGUGGCCCGAGAGUCCAAGGGGAACGCACUCUCUCCACCCUUCUGCUUCUCCCCUUCCCCCGGGGGCCUCCCGGCCCCAGCUCCUACAGACUUCGAUUAUUAAAACUCACGGCGCUCAGACUCUUGGUAGGAUUUCAGCUUCCCGAUCUGAAACCUGGGCCCCGCCACAGCGGAGGCAGCCUCGGGGACACACGUCCCUUGGCAACAUGACAGCCCAGCUCCGCACUCUUCCCACCCCCUUCCUCCAUGCCCGCACCCCCCGUACCAUCCCCUCUGCUGCUCUGAUGCAGACCCGGGCUUCCCAAAGUGUGGGGUCGGAACCCUGGCAGGACCGGCACGCAGGAUAGGAUCGUUGGCAGAAAAUGAACGCGGUGUUAAGCAGCAUCGACUCGCGCCGUGCGACUUAUCGCCUUUUAAAGUCUGUCUCGAUCUUCCGAUUUCUUCGAGGAGAAAGUCUUGGUUUCAUGCCAAUAUAUCCCUCAUACGCGAGAAUCUCCCUUUUAACAAGGAGAGGGCAGGCCUCUGGCUCAGCGCCUCUGGUGACAGCUGCGUCACGCUGGAAUUAAAGGGCGUGAUUUUGUUUUCAUCGCAUUCAUUCACGCAGUCCCCUCCUGCUUAUGGGUACAGUGGUGAUUUGCAAGUGUCUUUUCAAAUAAAUUUAUUCUAAACAAAAACAAUUGUUUAGAGAAAGAUCCGCUCACUCGCUCAUCCAACAGAUAUUUAUGGGGCGCUAACUAUAGGCAGGGUGCCUCCCUAGACCCUGGGCAUGUAGAGUUGUGAAUAAAACAGACAAAAAUUCCCGCCCUGAGAUGAAUAGCAGAACAGGUGUUGUGCACAAGUCUGGUAAAACAGUACCAGUCUUACGUGAAUGUGUCUAGUUUGAGAGACAGCAGGGCCAGCAAGUACCUCUUCCCAGUGGAGGGGAAGUGACGUUGGCAGGGCUGGCGGGAGGGGACCUGCACCUGAGAUGUC